Molecule: messenger RNA, 4189 nt
Organism: Lepus europaeus (European hare)
Lineage: Eukaryota; Metazoa; Chordata; Mammalia; Lagomorpha; Leporidae
Gene: HAS2
Product: hyaluronan synthase 2
Exons: 4
Coding region: 635-2293 (552 amino acids)
Biological process (GO): extracellular matrix assembly; hyaluronan biosynthetic process
Molecular function (GO): hyaluronan synthase activity
Source: RefSeq, a predicted model, not a curated record
CCUCCACCCCUCGGCCCCCACUCCCUCCGCCGUCCUAUUAAAACACCCACCAGCUCACUUGUUAAGACCCCCGUAAGUUGGAGGAGGCAGCAAGGCAACAACAGCGGGGAAGGAGAAGUCAAGACGUCUGGAAAGAAUUACCCCGUCCUGGCUUCGAGCAGCCCCAUUGAGCCAGGGACCCAAACCAGCCCCAGCCAGACUCCUCUCCCGAUUCUACGCUUCCUCGCUUCUGCGGAGCCUGCACCCGGCUUUUUUUUUUUUUUAAUACAAAAAAAAAAAAAAGGAAACUUUCAGUUAUCAGAGGGAAAGAGACUGGAGUAACAACAAAAAGUUAAUUUAUUUUUUUUUUAAAGUAGAGGUCAUUUUCUUUUUAAGAAUUAGAAGACUGAAGUGCAACGGAGAUAAUAAAGAAAAAUAUUAGUGAAAUUUCCUUUUCACAGCGGGGGAGAACCAAACCUUUAAGUCUUCCCCCAUCCUUUUUUAAAUGUUGUUUUUAACUUUCUUAUUUUUUUUGGCCGGGCGUCUCAAAUUCAUCUGACCUCUUAUUACCUCAAUUUUGGAAACUGCCUGCCACCGACCCUCCGGGACCACACAGACAGGCUGAGGCCGAAUUUAUGACCGAGAGCUGAACAAGAUGCAUUGUGAGAGGUUUAUAUGUAUCCUGAGAAUAAUUGGAACCACACUGUUUGGAGUCUCUCUCCUUCUGGGAAUCACAGCUGCUUAUAUUGUUGGAUACCAGUUUAUCCAAACGGAUAAUUACUAUUUCUCUUUUGGACUGUAUGGUGCCUUUUUAGCAUCACACCUCAUCAUCCAAAGCCUGUUUGCCUUUUUGGAGCACCGAAAAAUGAAAAAAUCCCUAGAAACCCCCAUUAAGUUGAACAAAACAGUUGCUCUUUGCAUCGCUGCCUAUCAAGAAGACCCAGACUACUUAAGGAAAUGUUUACAAUCUGUGAAAAGGCUGACCUACCCUGGGAUUAAAGUUGUCAUGGUCAUUGAUGGGAACUCAGAAGAUGAUGUUUACAUGAUGGACAUCUUCAGUGAAGUCAUGGGCAGGGAAACAUCAGCCACUUACAUCUGGAAGAACAACUUUCAUGAAAAGGGGCCAGGGGAGACUGAUGAGUCACAUAAAGAGAGCUCACAACAUGUAACCCAACUGGUCUUGUCCAACAAAAGUGUUUGCAUCAUGCAGAAAUGGGGUGGAAAGAGGGAAGUCAUGUACACAGCCUUCAGAGCACUGGGACGAAGCGUGGAUUAUGUACAGGUUUGUGAUUCAGAUACCAUGCUUGAUCCUGCUUCAUCUGUGGAGAUGGUGAAAGUUUUAGAGGAAGAUCCCAUGGUUGGAGGUGUAGGGGGAGAUGUUCAGAUUUUAAACAAGUACGAUUCCUGGAUCUCCUUCCUCAGCAGUGUGAGAUACUGGAUGGCUUUUAAUAUAGAAAGGGCCUGCCAGUCUUAUUUUGGGUGUGUCCAGUGCAUUAGUGGACCUCUGGGGAUGUACAGGAACUCCUUGCUGCAUGAGUUUGUGGAAGACUGGUACAAUCAGGAAUUUAUGGGCAACCAGUGUAGUUUUGGUGAUGAUAGGCAUCUGACAAACCGAGUGCUGAGUCUGGGCUAUGCAACAAAGUACACAGCUCGAUCCAAGUGCCUUACUGAAACCCCUAUCGAGUAUCUCCGGUGGUUAAACCAGCAGACCCGUUGGAGCAAGUCCUACUUCCGAGAGUGGCUGUACAAUGCAAUGUGGUUUCAUAAACAUCACUUGUGGAUGACCUACGAAGCGGUUAUCACUGGAUUCUUCCCCUUCUUUCUCAUUGCCACAGUAAUCCAGCUCUUCUACCGGGGUAAAAUCUGGAACAUCCUCCUCUUCUUGUUAACUGUCCAGCUAGUAGGUCUCAUAAAAUCAUCUUUUGCCAGUUGCCUUAGAGGAAAUAUCGUCAUGGUCUUUAUGUCUCUCUACUCAGUGUUGUACAUGUCAAGUUUACUUCCGGCCAAGAUGUUUGCAAUUGCAACGAUAAACAAAGCUGGGUGGGGCACUUCUGGAAGGAAAACCAUUGUUGUUAAUUUCAUAGGACUCAUUCCAGUAUCAGUUUGGUUUACAAUUCUGCUGGGUGGUGUCAUUUUCACCAUUUAUAAGGAAUCUAAAAAGCCAUUUUCAGAAUCCAAACAGACAGUUCUAAUUGUUGGAACGUUGCUCUAUGCAUGCUACUGGGUCAUGCUUUUGACGCUGUAUGUGGUCCUCAUCAAUAAGUGUGGCCGGCGGAAGAAGGGACAACAGUAUGACAUGGUGCUUGAUGUAUGAUAUAACAUUGAUUGGCGUUUGCAGUCACAUUUGCAGACACACACAACACCUUAGUUCCUCGAGGGGCUGUACAGUAUUGUGGCAUCAGAUAAUGCCACCACAGGAGACAUAUCACUGCUGCUGGGACUUGAACAAAGACAUUUCUAUGGGUUUAUUUUGAUUCUGCCAAAGUAAAACAAUACAUCAACAAGAAGAAACUCAGAUUUAAUCUGUUAUUUCUAUGAAAAUGGGAGGAAUUCUUUGUUUAUGCACUUUUUCCCUACUGUGCAUCCGCCUGACAGUAUUUUGCCCUAAAUACCUCACUAGCCAUGCUUUAUGUGGGUUAUCAUGGAAGAAAAGGAUUUUGGAAACUCAAGGAAAAGUUCUUUCAACCUAUACAGCCUAACUUAUGAACGGUUAUGAUAGCUAGUUUUUAAGGAGGGAUUUUUCUCUUUAACUCUACCAAAUGAAAUGCCAAAGGAAAUUAUAAAGGCCGUUGGCUGUGCUGUAUUUUGAUAUAAUUGUACUGUGUUUUAAAAUUUUGUAUGUCAAUUUUUAAAACAAAUUUUGCAUACUCUAUAUUUUACUUCUCUGCGAAAAUACACCUGUUCUUCCUUUUUUUAAAUAAAAAAGAUUCUGAAAAAAAUCAUACUUAAAAAUCCUGCCCAAAAUGUGAAGCUUGGUUGACUGAUUUUCAUAAUAGAAAGAAUAAAUUGUUUCUCUCUCUCUCUACCUUUUAAAAUGGAAUAGUUUAUUUCUGUGAAAAAAUAUUUAAACUUUCAGUAUUUUAAGUUUUAAUUUUCAUUUCUUUUUGAAAAGGCCAAUGUACCUGUCAUGAUUUGGGACUAAAAAUACAUACUUAUGUAUGUGCAAAAGGAAAAUCAAGGCCAAAGUGGUAGAAAAGUGCAAUUUUUUCAUAAGUUGGAAAAAAGAGAAUGCUAGUCCUGAAAAGAAAACACUGGGCACCCAGCACUGGAAAAAACAUGGAUGAUCUUUGGAGAUUCUGGUAGUGUUUUCCCAGACCAAGUAAAGUGGGAAAUAGAAAAAUUAUCUGUAUAAUUCGGACAAAUACAGUGCAGCUCAUCUUAAGUUUUGUUCUGUGGCAUGAAUUCACUGAAGCCCAUUUAUCUCUAUGUUGAACACAUUUCACCUGUUUUCACCUGUCAUUUUGUUUAGCUUGAUAAUUUACUUUACAUAUUAAUAUGUUGUUUACAUGGGUGAGUUGGAUAAAUUAUAAUAAAGAUGAAGAGUCAAAAUUGACAGUUUUAAGCUCUAAGUGUUCUCCUUUACUUUCUAGGGAUUUUUUAAAAUCCUGAAUUAUACAGAUAAUUGCUUUAUCUCUCUUAUUCUUGGCCUCCACAAAGAUGUCUACACAGUGGAAAUGAUUUCAAGGUUAAGUAAGUAUGUCAAGAAUUGGCACAUAGAAAACUGGAUGAACCAGGUGCUCUGAACCUUACUUACUAUGGGACCUCAAUUAUCCAAUUUGACUUUGUAAACAUUCAAUCUUGCCUUAUAGCUGGUGCUGUGUAGACCUGUGUUACAAAGCAUUAUCAGAACGCAUGAAUAAUUUCAAAGCCUUGUUCUGAAGCAGAGACGUGUAGAGAAAUGUUAAAAUGUGGGCUUCCUGCCCUUCUGCUUCCUUUCCAUGUAGACAUCUAUGUUAUAUCUAUCCUGCCUAAGAAAAAGCUGCACAUUCUACCUUCAGAUUACAAAAGGUACAUAAGAUUCUUAAACUCAGACUCUCACAGAACAGAGAGCUUGUGGGAAACAAACAUACCAUGCCAAUAAAUGAGACUAAAACUUGACUUUGACUUUUUAACUAUUUAUGUUCUAAGUUAAGCUUUGAUAACAUUCAAGUGUCAAAUUCUCUCAUUCUUAUAAAAAGUUGAAUUAAUUGCCUGUAUUUAUUUUAGCAAU